CAAAUGCUGAUUCAUUGCGUAGCGAACAACCCAGCGCGAGAGUAAUCUCGGUGUGUGCCAGUGGCUUGCAAGUGUUUUUACUUUGGAAACGACACGAAACGACAUUUAAAUCCCGUGUGUUCUGUGAAGUGUGUUUGCCAAAGAUAGCAUACCUUCGUUUGUUUGCAUUAAAGAAAGGGUUGCGAUUGGCGCCAUCAUUUCACAACCUUGCCCAACGACGCGACUGUGCGCUCGAUAGUUGGCGACUUCUAUCAACUAACUGUGGGUGGUGAAAGUAGGCUUUCACGAUUCGCAGAGAAGACAGCACGCGUGAGUGCGAACUGGCAUCCUCGUCCGGUCGUCGUUUGAAGCAUAACAUGGUUCUGAAGGCAUCCGACGAUUUAAAGGUGGUGGAGGCGAACGGAUUCCACACGGUUGGGAUCGGCUCGAGUGUACGAAAAGCGCUGCUGACCGCUCUGGAGGACAAGCGGCUUGUGGUUGGACUGGCUAGCGCUAUUCGAAGCUUGUCUGCUCAUCCGGAACAGUACAACUUUUGCUUUUUGGCCCCCAGUUCCGAGAGCGGCAGUCACAUGCAAGAGGUGCUGAUGGAAGCUUUUUGCCUCGAGCACGACAUUUACAUUGUUCGGGUCGAUAGUGCGGACAAAUUGAGUCGCCUGGUGCAAUCGCCGGUCAUCGCUUCGUGUGCAUUGGUACGAAAACUGCCGGGGAAAACGGCGAGACGAAUGAAUAAUGCUUUCCGCCGGUCAGAAAGCAUCUUGAUCGAGCACUGUGAACUUUACUGGGAUGAGCCACACAAACCCGUUAUCAAAUUACCGGAAAAGUGAGCGAAUGACGAUCCCGGCUAACUGAACGAGAGACGAAGCAUCAUUUUAAGCAGGCGCAACGCAACAAGUAGUCGCCUCCUGCAUUUGUAAAAUGAGGAAUAUUCUCCACUCACAUACCUAGGCUAGAACUAGGCCAUAUCCAGGGCCAUAAGUUUGAAAUCCUUUAUCAGGUAACGCGUCACUUGCCCUGACGAUACGGUAGCAUAAGCUAAGGAUUGAUAAGAAUAGCUAAGGAUACCUACGGAGCUGGAGUUGCUCAACUACGACCGUGUAUGGUUCACGGAACGAGUUUGCAUCCGAUCCACCAGUUGUUGAACAAUGCGGAAAUCAGUUUGUUCAUAUUUACGAAGUUACUUACGUUGAAAAUAAAGCAAUUGGGUUUCACCGAUA
Molecule: messenger RNA, 1214 nt
Organism: Anopheles stephensi (Asian malaria mosquito)
Lineage: Eukaryota; Metazoa; Arthropoda; Insecta; Diptera; Culicidae
Exons: 2
Coding region: 357-824 (155 amino acids)
Biological process (GO): regulation of cell cycle
Cellular component (GO): cytoplasm; nucleus
Source: RefSeq, a predicted model, not a curated record